Mya arenaria is the source of this 1440-nucleotide messenger RNA. Its product is annotated as heat shock 70 kDa protein 12B-like. Gene Ontology annotation, molecular function: ATP binding; ATP-dependent protein folding chaperone. Lineage: Eukaryota; Metazoa; Mollusca; Bivalvia; Myida; Myidae. The transcript has 4 exons. Bases 25 to 1440 code for a protein of 471 amino acids. The record is from RefSeq and is a predicted model, not a curated record.
UUGGACGAAAGCGACGAAGGCUGGAUGCUCUUCCGGAAGUUUAAAAUGAUCCUUUACCAAAACACAAAACUUGACGAAAAGACCACUGUCCAAGAUUUAACGAAGAAAAAGGAAAUGCCUGCGUUAAAGAUAUUUUCACUUUCCUUGAAAUACCUAAAAGACCACGCAUUGGACAACUUGAACUUGGAGCGGCUUUGUAUCACUGAACAAGACAUCACGUUUGUCGUUACUGUUCCGGCUAUCUGGGACGACCGAGCUCGUAUGUUCAUGAGGGAAGCGGCUGUCGAGGCAGGCAUACCAAGAAACCAGUUGGUUAUGGCCCUGGAGUCUGAGGCGGCUUCUGUCUGGUGCCAAAGGGUCCCUGUGGCCAUGGACAAAUCCGCCUUUACGCAGGACAACUCGCGAUACAUGGUCGUGGACUUGGGAGGUGGUACGGCUGAUAUCACAGUCCAUCAGAAGUUGCGGACCGGACAGCUGAAACAGCUUUGCGCGGAUUUUGGGGGCAAAUGGGGAGGACAGGAAGUGGACAACAACUUCGUCCAACUACUUACUAGAUGUCUCGGACGGGAGGCGAUGAAUACGUUUUAUGACGAAUGCCUACAUGACGUAUUCGAUCUGCUGAGAGAAUUCGAAAUGACAAAACGUUCGGUUGCUCCUACCGAAAAUGGAAAAGUCAGAAUCCGUUUGCCAGUCUCGCUGACUGAAAUAACUCAGAAGAAAUUAUCAAAGAGUAAGGGACGAGAAUUGUUCCUGAAAAGUCUAAUUGCAUCUGACUAUGGUGACAAGGUUUCUAUUGCGAAGGAUAAACUCAAAAUCGACGCCGAGAUUAUCAAACGGAUGUUUGUUGACUGCAUUUCAAAGACAAUUGAUGCAAUCAAAGAUAAAUUUAAAGGAGAUCCGAGGAUUUCAGAUGUUAAAAAUGUGCUGGUCGUUGGCGGCUUUGCUGAAUGUGCGAUAGUUCAAGCUGAAAUGAAAGAACGCCUUCUUAAAGUGAAGAAGAAGCUGGUGUUUCCCCCAGAAGCUGGACUUGCUGUUCUCAAUGGUGCCGUUUUGUUUGGCCACGAACCAACCAUAAUUGCAAGCAGGAAGACGAGAUUUACAUACGGCUUGAAGAGGAAAACGGACGGGAAAAACACAUUUCAUAUCUUUAUUGAAAAGGAAGAAGAGUAUACAAAUGGACAUGUAGUCACUGUCAAUGAUUGGCCAUUGUUGGAUAAGAAAGGCGGAUAUGCGACAUUUGAACUCUUCAUGUCGACGAGUAAAACACCAACGCUCGUUACUGAUCCCACUUGCAAGAACGUAGGAAAACUGGAAAUGAAAGUUCACAAUAGCUGCACUGCAUGUGAAGUUUCCCUCGUGUUUGACACAGAUGCCGUUAUGCUAAGAAUAAAGGAACCGGAAACUGGAGAUGUGAUUACAAAGAUGUUUGAUUUUAUCUGA